GGGGAUAGUACGCUCGCUUUCACACGCCAACAUGCUCUAAAGUUGAUAUUUGUCCUCUCCGGAAGUCCCCUGACGUCCCGCCGAGUGCGUACUUGACUGGAAGAAGUAGCUUGUGCGAGGAUGAACACGUCGCCGAAGGUGCGCCUGUAGCGAACCUCCCGUCGCUUGCCGCGCCGUCCCCCACUAGACUCCUCCGCCCCCUCCCGCUAUUGAAUUUUUUUUUUCUCCCACUGGAGGCGGAGCGCCCACGUGCGAAUUCAUGAUCGCAUGACCGUGGAUAUGGACACAGUCCUGAGCCACUUUGUCAAGAACACGGGAGCAGAACCAGGAUUGGCCAGAGACCUGCUAGAAGGCAAGAAGUGGGACUUGAGCGCGGCCCUCAGUGACUUUGAACAGCUGCAAGCGGUGCAUGCUGGGAGCUUGCCGUACUUCCUCCCAGAGGAGAGGAUGUACCUGCCUCCCGAAAAGGAGAUGGCCGGACUCGGACGGCCUUUACUCCAGCGCCAAGACCAGGUGGUGCUUGCUCCCGAAAAGCAUCAGCCGAGGGCCGCCUCCCGCGGCAGCUCGCCCGUCGCCUUCUUAGCAUGCACGCACACCACCAACGCCGAGCAGCUGCUCAACACGCCCGAGUUCACCUUCCAGCUACCGGACCUCAGCAUGUACCAGGACGACUUCAGGGUCACCGAGAGGGACCUGAUCGAGAAGUCAAUGAUGAUGGCGCUGGAGCACGCAGGGCGGCUCAACUGGUGGACCAAGGUGGUUCCAAACUGUCAGAGUCUGCUGCCCCUGACCACAACCGGAGACGGAAACUGCCUCCUGCACGCCGCCUCGCUCGCAAGUCUUUCCAAAAUAAAAGUGGAUCUUCUCUCCUCGCAGGUUGUGCUCCCAACGUUCAUACUGGAGAAGCGCUCCCUACUCGAGAUGUACGCCAACUUCAUGGCUCACCCCGACUUGUUCCUCUCCAUCACGGCUGGCUCAACGCCGGAGGAGCGCAUGGUCCGCUUUGUCGAGUACUACCUCACCGCCUUCCACGAGGGCCGCAAAGGGGCGGUGGCCAAGAAGCCCUACAACCCCAUCCUGGGGGAGACAUUCCAUUGCACUUGGCAUGUGCCCCCGGACCACGUUCGAUCUCUCAGAGAAAGCGGCUGCUUCACGUCGACCACUCCAAACUCCUCACAGAGGCUCCCAGUAGGCGGCGGAAAAACCCCACCCGAGUUUUACCAGGUUCGGUUUGUGGCUGAACAGGUGUCCCACCACCCGCCUGUGUCAGGCUUUUACUGUGAGUGCAAGGAGAAGAGGAUGUGUGUCAAUACUUACGUCUGGACCAGGAGCAAGUUCAUGGGCAUGUCUGUUGGAGUUUCAAUGGUUGGAGAAGGUGUGCUGCAUCUGUCAGAGCACAAUGAAGACUAUGUGUUCACACUGCCUUGCGCCUACGCCCGCUCUAUUCUGGCUGUGCCCUGGGUGGAGCUGGGGGGGAAGGUCACAAUUAGCUGUGCCAAAACGGGGUACUCAGCCACAGUCACGUUUCACACCAAACCUUUCUAUGGAGGGAAAGUCCACAGAGUAACCGCUGAAGUAAAGCACAAUCGGACAGGAAACAUUGUGUGCAAAGCGCAGGGUGAGUGGAAUGGGGUCCUUGAGUUUACCUACAGUAACGGAGAAAGCAAGAUUAUAGAUACCUCCAAGCUGCCGGUCAUCAAAAAGAAGAUCAGGCCAGUAGAGAAGCAAGAACCAAAUGAGUCACGGCGUGUUUGGCAGCAGGUGACAGCAUCUCUGCGGGCGGGGAACAUGGAUGAAGCCACGGAACACAAACACCGCCUGGAGGAGAGACAGCGAAGCGAAGGCAAACAGAGAGCUGCUAGCAAAACUCCUUGGAACCCCCAAUAUUUCAUCCAAGAGGGUGAAGCUUGGGUGUACCACAACCCGCUGUGGAAAGUUCUGGACCAGAAGCCUUGAAAGAAGAUCCAAGAGGAGUCAUCAACAUAAGUGAAUUCAAAUCCCAAAAAGACAAUCAAACUUUCAAACAGGAUACAUCUCAGCUCGAACUGAUCUAAUCUCAACAUUUUACAUUUUCAUGUGCUCGUAGACGUUUCAAAAGCCUUUCAUCGUGUACAGCAGGGAUGUCCAAACUAUUUCCACUGAAGGCCGCACACUGUAAAAUCAAAGCAUUUGGGGGCCAUUUUAAAAUUUUUCAUUUUCAAAACCAAUACAGUAUAGCCAUUUUUUUUUUUUACCUUUAGU
Entelurus aequoreus (snake pipefish) is the source of this 2241-nucleotide messenger RNA. RefSeq names its product oxysterol-binding protein-related protein 10-like. Gene Ontology annotation, molecular function: cholesterol binding. The coding region runs from base 268 to 1956 and encodes 562 amino acids. NCBI's taxonomy places the organism in Eukaryota, Metazoa, Chordata, Actinopteri, Syngnathiformes, Syngnathidae. The transcript is spliced from 11 exons. The record is from RefSeq and is a predicted model, not a curated record. Gene Ontology annotation, cellular component: cytosol; intracellular membrane-bounded organelle; membrane.